Messenger RNA from Entrophospora candida, 683 nucleotides. Lineage: Eukaryota; Fungi; Glomeromycota; Glomeromycetes; Entrophosporales; Entrophosporaceae. The record is from the annotation of a GenBank genome assembly.
UGCUAGCUUGUAAAGAUGCUAGAUCUGAUAUUCCUUUUUAUUAUAAAUAUUUUAAAAACUCAACUGUUAGGAUCCAAAAUCUUCAAUAUUAUCAAGAAAUACUUGAUACUUUACUUCAUACAUUUAGAAAUUCAAACAAUGAUGCAGCAAAAUCAUUAUAUGUACAACUUUGUCAAUGGAGAAUGCUAGCAUUUUUAUUUUUUUUUUAUGAUAUUUUACAUCACCUUACUCAAUUAAGCAAGCAUUUUCAAAGAACAAACCUUAGAUUUAGUGACAUUGAUCCUAUGAUAUCAGCAACAAUUAAAAUUAUUGAUUCUGAAUAUAUCACCAUGGAAAAUAAUGGAAGCAACUUUGGCACACAUUUGCAAGAAUUUAUUAACUUGACUAAUCCUUUCACAAAUUCUUCAAUUAAUUUUCAUGAACAUCAACUUUAUUAUAAUGAGAAUGAUUAUGGUGAUUUACUGUUUGAUAUACAUACAUAUGCUUCUAUGAUUAUAAACCAAAUACAAGAAAGAUUUCCUGAACAUUCUCUAAUUAAAGCAAUGAAAAUUCUAAAUCCAGUUGAAUGGCCAGAUAAGGAUUCUAUUGAAUUUAUAAAUUAUGGAAAUAAUGAAUUAGAUACUUUAUUAAAUUUUUAUGGAAAACAAAAGAAAGUUAAUCAAGAAGUUUUUUUCCUCCAGUAA